Molecule: messenger RNA, 582 nt
Organism: Haemonchus placei
Lineage: Eukaryota; Metazoa; Nematoda; Chromadorea; Rhabditida; Trichostrongylidae
Source: the annotation of a GenBank genome assembly
AUUUGGAACGAUCUUGAUCAGCUUGACAGUGCCUUGAUGUCUUUGAUGCGACCACCAUAUGGUAUCGAUAAUUACGUGAACAUUUGCAAUGGAUUCUCUAACUUCUACUCGUGCCUCGGUCCCCAAAACAUUCAAUAUUGCCUUGGACUGAUAGGACUGGUGGGAAUGGGCAAGUCACCUCAGGACGCUUAUUCUUACGAAGGAUUUCUAGCCGAUUGGCGGUUCAAAUGCGGUGCGGGCUUUUUCGCCGUCUACGAAAACAUCACUCUAACAGCUUGUACGCAAAGCACUUACGUUAACUAUAACGAUGCAAUGACGGCUACUAUUAACGUCUAUAAAAGGAAUGUCACCGCCGAUACGGAUAACGCCUGCACGUAUGCGCAGAACCUUAUGGAUUCCUUUGGCUCAGUCUACCGCAAUGGAGCGUGCAGAGUUUGCUAUAUCGCGAUUCAGAACGACGCGCAAUGGUACGGCUGUAAUUCAGCACGUGAAUACACAAAUGCCCAGUUCAAGCAUUGUCAGCACUCAACCACUUGUCAAAGUAAGGUUUGCAGGUUUCUUACGACCGUUUGUAAGAAUUGA